AAAGAACUAUUUAAACAAACAAAAAUAAUAAUGAUACAGUACUUGUACAAACCUAGAACCAAUGGUCCAAUGUAAAAUCAAUUUGAAAAACUAACGCCCAUUUAUUUUGAAAAGAACUGUGCUUUUUCCGGAAUAGAUUUCUGUCACUUAACGAGGCUGACCAUUGGUCGAAAAUGUAAGCCUAGAAAAGCCGGCGGCAGAAGAGUAACUCUUAUAUCUCUUCUCGGUUCUAAACUAACUGCCCUACAUAGGACAGAACCUAAAAUGCGCUUAUUUUGCUUAACUUGAUAUUGAAACAACAUUUUACGCAUGAGAUAGCUCGAUUUGGAAGCUACGUUAGCCUUGAAGCUAACUUGCGUAUUCUGGUGCCGAACGCUGUGGAAUGUCUUGAGAUACCAAGCCUGGAGCGCAAUAAAAAAUGCUCCACCUGCCAUACAGCGUCCUGGAGCGGGAUCAACCCCUCAUCCGAAUUUCCUUCACCACCUUUGUUAUCGGGAUGCUUCUUCUCCCUGUGACUGGCCUUACAUUGUCACUCUUCAUCUCUAUUAUUUACCAUUUUGAAGAUGCCAACUACACGCACUGUCAUGUAGACAACUACCUCCCAUCCAUCAGUGCCGCCAUUAGCCGCGUGCCAGAGCUCUACAUCUGGCGGUUUUGCAUCGGGCUGCACUCGGCGCCACGAUUCCUGUUGGCUACCACUUACUUCUCUUUUUACCGCCUUCGCUUUGCCGCCGCGCUGCCAGAGCUGCUCCUCAGCUGGCUGGCGUUCGUAUGCAACCUGGUCGAAAACUCUGCCCUUCUGCUGCUCACCUAUGUGUCAUCCACAGAGGACUACGACAUUCAUAAAGGCGCCUUUAUCGCUUUCAUUGGGAGCUCAACUCUCUACAUGCUUAUUACAUGUAGGUUGUGGUAUGUGAUCAAGAGUCACUAUGUGAAGAAAGAGGAACUGAUGUCGUUCAGGUGGAAGUUGCGUCUGCUCCUGUUCAACUUGAGCUGCUGCUUGGCUGCCGCCUACUUCUUCAGACGCCACAACAAACACUGCGAGGCUGGAGUCUACACGCUGUUCGCGCUCUGCGAGUACCUGGUGGUCUUCUCCAACAUGGCCUUCCACACCACGUCCAUCUUAGACUUUGGAAAAGAAUCUGUCAUGGUGACCGUAUUGCCUGAAGACAAACGAUAUUGAACUGCACAGGAAGAAGUUGAUUGUUUUUUUUUUCUAAUCAGUUUUAAAAAAAAAAAAAAAAAAAAAAAAAAAAAAACAUUGUAUAUAAAAUGUAUGUAUAAAUGAAAAACAAAUUUUCAAAAGAUUCCUUAGUCAACUUUCCUUCAAACAAUUGAAGGUACUCGCGUACCGCCCAUCAUUUGACUGUUUUGUUUGGGGUUAUACUGCUCCCAUAGUAGUUUUCCUUCCUCCUGGGCAUAUCCAAGCUAGGCGGUUGCCUAGGACGCCAUCUAGUGGCGCGGGCGCCAAAUUGCUUUGGGGAAAAAAAAUACACUGAAAAAAUUCUCUCAUUCCAGAAUGUUUUCUAACAUAUCAAGUACAUUUAAAUCGACUACAUUUAAAAAUACUUUCCAUUUCCAACCUGGAUUUUAGUAGCCAUCUGCUAAUUUGUGGCACAUUUGAGGCAGGAAGGAACAGUCCAUGCUUACUGUAUGUAAGCAGAUCCACUUUACAAAAAUAAUGCACACGUGAUUAUAUCAAAGUCAUUCAAACAAACAUUUUCUAAACAAAACAAAAAAGUUCACAUCAAACUAAAUGGCACAACUAGCAAUUAAUGAAACAACCGAAACAAUAAAUAAAUAAUUAGCACAGAACUUGUUUUAAAUGUUAUUUCCAUCUGUAGUGCGGCAAUGCAUGCUGAGAAGCAUGUUGUACGACAACAGUGUUGACAGCAGGUGGCAGCAGAGAUCUCUCAAGGGAAGUAAAAUUUACAUUUAGCAGUGGUGGACAAAUGGUAAAUGGUGUUAUACUUAUAUCGCUUUUCCACCUUUCAAUGAAGCUUCUUGAAGCAAAGAAGCUUUGCAUUAGUUGGCUGCAAAGCCAAAUAAUGGUUCAUUUGCUCUAUGGUGCAAUCAAGUGGUCAUGAAGCCCAAGAGGCAAAGUGUUGAGAUUUCUAUGGGUAUUUAUUUAAGAAAAUGAUAUGAAUGUGCUUGUGUGAAUGUGACCAAAAAGCAACAAGUGCUAUAAAGAUAAUUAAAAAUAAUUUGCUAAUUGCUAUUCAUUUAUAUUUAGAAACAGUAGCUUUUACAGUGUUUUGGCAAAAUAUAAAAUAUUUAGAAUAUACUGUAUAUAUUGUUAUUUUUUGGGGGGGCACCUAGUCACCCAGGGCCGGACCUGCAUUAUGCUGCAAAUUUAUAACGUCUUGAUCAGAUUAUUUUUCUUAAAUCUAGUCAAAUACUUUUCUCCAUCUUGUUUUAAGUUUUAAAGACUAGUUUACAGAUUAAUGCGUCGGAUUAUUCCAUUUACUUUACAUUUACAUUUGUUUUUAUGAAACCCAUACACAUAAAAGUUAGUAAUUUUUCACCUAAAUAAAGAAAUAAUUGCUUUCAACUAAUAUUUUGAACAAUAUCUAUUCCUGAAUUUAGAACAUUUCUGACAAACAAGCUUUUUUUUACGAUUAAAUAAACGAAUGUAUUGCUGAAAAUUAGUCUGUUAAGCCUAUUUUCAACUAGCUAUUCUUAUUUCCAAAAAUCUGAGUAAAAUUUUGUUAAAUUAUUCUUUUAUUCCAGACAAUUGUUUUAGGUUGUUUUAUUGACCUGACAUGUUUCGGCGACUACUUCCGCCUUCAUCAGAGUGUCACUGAUGUUGGUGUGAUGCGUCUUUAUCAGCUGAUGGAUGAAGGCGUAACUUACCUGUCAGAUUUGACAGGCGAGUCACGCACUCUGCUGACCAUUCACUCUUCCAGGAUGCUGGUUCAAGUAGAGGAGAGCAUGACGCCCCCUCGUCCCUGUUGAUGGUCCUCGGGCCCCGCUUGCGGAUUUCAAUGGCCUCCCUCAUCCAGCGCUGAUGUUUGUUUUCUUUGGCGCAGAUGACUGGCCUUUUCCCAGUCCAUUAUGUGGUUUGUUAUGUGUGCAGUCAUCAGUGAUGGCUGACUUGUGGUGUUCCUGUUGCACUUGUUCGUUUACUGCUUUUGUUUAUCUUAUUGCUGUCUCCUUGUUACACUCCUUCUUGUGUUCUGUUUUUCAUGUAAUAAAGCUCCUCCCUGUCUCCCCAAUGUAUGAUUUAUUGCAUGAUUUGCAUGGAAUUUCAUAGAUGGAGUUGCAUUUGUUUUCUGGGUUGAUUUUGUCCUUUGGAUGGACCAAUAUCUGGCAGAGUGUUGUCUGUGGUCUGACUGGUGUGUUUAUGUUCUAUUUUUUCAUGACUCUUUGGAUACGUUCCGCGACUCCUCAAACGUACGGCAAAGUCACCAUAUCUCUGUGUUCUUGUCACAAUUGUCUGGGAUAAAAGAAAAAUUCAAGUAAUCUAUAUGUGUAGACAAAAUGAUCACAAUACAACUGAGUAAAAUUUACUUGAAGCACAAGCAGAUAAUUAUACUUAUCUCUAGUAGAUUUACACCGAAAGCAAGGGAAUUUAACUAAUUUUAAGGAGGUGUAUUUUUAAAGUGUACACUUCUGGCCAAAAGUAUUGGCACCCCUGCAAUUCUGUCAGAUAAUGCUCAAUUUCUCCUGAAAAAUUAUUGCAAUUACAAAUGCUUUGGUAGUCAUAUCUUCAUUUAUUUUGCUUGCAGUGAAAAACACAAAAAAGAAUGAAUUUUUUUUUUUAAAUCAUUAUCAUUUUACACAAAACUCCAAAAAUAGGCUGGACAAAUGUAUUGGCACCUUCAGCCUCAUACUUGGUAGCACAACCUUUAGACAAAAUAACUGCGAACAACCACUUCAGGUAUCCAUCAAUGAGUUCUGCUGGAAUUUGAGACCAUUUUUCUUUGGCCAACUGCUCCAGGUCUCUUGAGAUUUAAAGGGGGCCAUCUCCAAACUGCCAUUUUCAGAUCUCUCCACAGGUGUUCUAUGGGAUUCAGGUCUGGACUCAUUGGCCACUGUAGAAGACUCCUGUGCUUUCUUUAAAACCAUUUUCUAGUGCUUUUUGAAGUGUGUUUUGGGUCAUUGUCCUGCUGGAAGACCCAUGGCCUGUGAGGGAGACCCAGCUUUCUCACACUGGGCCCUACAUUAUGCUGCAAAAUUUGUCUUCAUACUUCAUAAUGCCAUGCACACGGUCAAGCAAUCCAGUGCCGGAGGUAGCAAAGCAACCCCAAAACCUCAGGGAACCUCUGCCAUGAUUGACUGUGGGGACCGUGUUUUCUUUGAAGGCCUCGUUUUUUCCCCCUGUAAACUCUGAUGUUGAUGCAAUUUUCCAAAAAGCUCUACUUUUGUCUCAUCUGACGAGGGAACAUUCUUCCAAAACGUUUUUGGCUUUCUCAUGUAAGUUUUGGCAAAUUUCAGGCUGGCUUUUUUAUGUCUGUGGGUCAAAAGUGGGGUCUUCCUUGGUAUCCUACCAUAGAGUUCCUUUUCAUUCAGACGCCGACGGAUAGUAGGCCUACGGGUUGGCACAUGUAUACCCUCGGAAUGCGGGACAGCUUGAACUUGUUCGGAUGUUAGUUGAGGUUCUUUAUCUACCAUCCUAGGUAGACACAGGAACAUUCAGGUCUUUGGAGAUGGACUUGUAGCCUUGAGAUGUUUCCUCACAAUUUUCCUUCUCAAGUCCUCAGACAGUUCUUUGGUCUUCUUUCUUUUCUCCAUGCUCAAUGUGGUACAUACAAGGACUCAGGACAGAGGUUGAGUCAACUUUAAUCCAUUUUAACUGGCUGCAAGUGUGAUUUAGUUAUUGCCACCACCUGUUAUGUGCCACAAGUAAGUAACAGGUGGUGUUAAUAACACAAAUUAGAGAAGCAUCGCAUGAUUUUUCAACGAGUGCCAAUACUUUCGUCGGGCCCAUUUUUGGAGUUUUGUGUAAAAUGAUAAUGAUUUUAUUUUUUUUUCAUUCUCUUUUGUGUUUUUUCAUUGCAAGCAAAAUAAAUGACGAUUUUACUACCAAAGCAUUUGUAAUUGCAAUCAUUUUCUGGGAGAAAUUAUUAUCUGACAGAAUUGCAGGGGUGUCAAUACUUUUGACCAGAAGUGUAUAAGUGUGGUCAAAAUGAACUCAAUACAAAUGAGUCAAAUUUACUUGAAGCACUGGCAGAUAAUUUCACUUAUGUCUAGAUUUAAAAAUUGAAAACAAGGGAAUUCAACUAGUUUUAAGGAGAUGUGUUUUUGCAAUGCACAUUAUAUGUACAUAUCAUCCUCACCAAUGUCGCGGGGGUGCUGGAGUCGAUCCCAGCUAACUAUGGGCACAUUAAAUGUUAACUUAUUAACUGCCCUUGACAAUAAUAGACCCACUACCAUGUGCACAAAGGUAAAACACACUCCAAAAUUCCAAAUUGUAUGUAUGCCAAAGAAUCAAGUGGCGUUUCCAGUUCAUACAGGAGGAACAAAUCUUAUUUUUCAACUCAUUGCCUGGCAUUGGACAUCUACUAGUGGUAAACUGUCAUUUAUUUUCAUUUUAAAGAAACACGGUGGAGGCCUGUGUGAUGAUCAAAUAUUUAUUAAUAUAGUAUAGGCCUUUUGACAGCCCUUCUGUUUUAUUUUCGGUUUUUCUUAUAGCUUGGGAGGGGAAAAAAAGGUCUGCAUACAGGAAGAGAAAGCGACUUCCCAUCUCUGAGGAGUUGCUGGAAACUGGACAAUUGGCGCCAUCUUCCUCCACGGUAGCCUCUGUGGGAAUUAUUUUUCUUGCUUACCGUUUUUCAUGAAGAAAAUGAUAAAAAUCUGAAAAAAUUUUGCACUUGGAACAUUCCAACUUCUAAGAUUUCAUGGAAUUUGUUUAGUCGCUCAUUGGCUGCCACUGAGUGUGUAAUCCGUUUUAACAUAGACUUCAUAAUGAUAUUGACGGGUCAGAUUCCGCCUUCACUGCGCCAAGCGUUCAAGAAGGGAGCCAUCCCACAAUCCGCUUCAGAUAUUCGCAGUCAGUUGCAGCGACACAUGCUGCCAUGCCAAUGCCGGAUUUCUGUUGAAAAAGUACGAAAGCUGUACCGCAUACAAACAGGAAGGAUUGUCUCAGGAGUGAUUUGUUGGAGGAUUCAAGGUAAUUAUUAUAUUUCUCAAGAAAUAAAUUCUUUUACACAAUAAUUUUCAACGUAAAAAGCUCUUUGUUGUAAGGCUGCUGCCACAUUGUCUGACAGACUAGCAUAAUUCUUCAACAUAUUUACGUAAAAUAAAUGCUAACUGCACGUUCUUUUUUUGUGUGCUUUUAACCAAGACUCGAGACUGUUUUAUGUCCAUAUCUAUAAAGAAUUCAGGGAUUUAAGCAUUUAUUCACAAGAAUUUUCACCAGAAAAGCUCUCUUUACAUUUGUAGCCGCCACAUUGACUAGCACACUAGCAUUGUACUUUGACAAAUUUACGUAAAAUA
Molecule: messenger RNA, 6438 nt
Organism: Corythoichthys intestinalis (scribbled pipefish)
Lineage: Eukaryota; Metazoa; Chordata; Actinopteri; Syngnathiformes; Syngnathidae
Gene: pgap2
Product: post-GPI attachment to proteins 2
Exons: 6
Coding region: 419-1183 (254 amino acids)
Biological process (GO): GPI anchor biosynthetic process
Cellular component (GO): endoplasmic reticulum membrane; Golgi membrane
Source: RefSeq, a predicted model, not a curated record